Owenia fusiformis is the source of this 1941-nucleotide messenger RNA. Lineage: Eukaryota; Metazoa; Annelida; Polychaeta; Sabellida; Oweniidae. The record is from the annotation of a GenBank genome assembly.
GAAAGAAUGAAUACCUCAAAUGAUCUGAUUGGUUUACUUUUAGCAAAAUCCAGUAUGGCGGCCCAAAGCAAAAUUUUGUACAAUUCUUGUUACGAAUUGGGCCAUACCUGGACCCCAUAUUGCAGUAGUGCAGUAAAAGAGGUCGCAGUGCAUGGCUUUCUAGAGGCUUUCAAAAUAUAUGCACCAUUAUACGUUUUGACUGCUCUAUUUAAGCGGCGCAAGAAAGAAUACUACUUAAAGCGGUUGCUACCGGAAAUUCUUCAGUCAACGGCAUUCCUUGGCACCAAUGCGUUUCUAUUCAUGUGGGCAUUCUGUGCUUGGAGGAGACUUAUCGGCCAUUUUAAUUUCUUGACGGUAACAUUUAUCCCUGCCUUGACUGCUAGUCUUGCUGCUAUUCUAUUGGAGCGCAAAUCUAGGAGGGGAAUGCUAGCUGUCUAUAUGGGAAAUGUUGCAAUAGAGACAGCAUGGAGGAUGGCUACAGCUAGGGGCCUGGUCACACCUAUAAACAAUGGAGAGGUGCUGCUGUUCAGUGCUGUGACUGCCAUCUUUAUGUACCUGUCCAGAUGUCCCAAUGGCCUUCCAAAGACAACACUCUCAGGAAUAAGUUGGUUAGUCGGUUCAUCAGAGUUCAGCAAAGAGGAUUCCAACCAGAACACAGCCAUUCAGAAUUCUGCUCAAAAUCAAAACAAAACCUCAAAGCAAAGAGUUCCUAGCAUAGAACUACCAGAAUUCAUGCAGCAACUUGUAGAGAAAUUCAGGACAUUUAAGAAACACCGCACGUGCCAACAUAGACAUUCCUGUCUCUCAUAUUGUUAUGAAAAUCCACUAAAGCUGUUUGGUGUUGGCUAUGCAAUCCAGGCUGGAGUGAAAGUCCUCGGAUCUCUGAGUAAAUUGUUCAGUAACCCUAGUGCAGUAGUCAAAGCAUUAAUAGACAGGAAUAACCUUAAUCUGGGGGCUUUCCUUGCCUCUUUUCUAGCAAUUUAUAGGACAGUAUUAUGCAGUUUACGAUGGAUGAGGGACCAUGACAGUGAGGCCCAUGGGCUAGUAGCUGGAUUCCUUGCAGGAUGGUCCAUGGGCUUCUAUAAGAGCACAACCAUAGCGUUAUACCUAGCAUCUAAGCUAGCAGAGACAAUGUACAUGAAGGGUGUAGACCAGGGUUCCCUCCCACAUAUACGCUGGGCAGAUAUACUUCUCUAUUCACUGGCCACCUCAUUUGUCUUCCAUGCUGCUGUCUUUGAACCACACAAUCUACGACCAGCUUACUGGAAGUUUCUACUGAGGCUCACAAAUAAUAGAUUUGCUCACCCCAAUCGGGAUCUGCUUUUGGAUUGGAAAACCAGGGCAACCCAAAUGUUUCCUGAUUUUGUACCACAGCUUGAUGUCAAAUUCUGCCCAAGCUUGCUGCCAAGCUUAGAAAAGAUCAAUAUGAAGAUGACACUUUAAAAUGCCAUAGAAAAUGGCAUGGUUAUCCUGAACUUCUUUUAAUGUGUCAUGGUUAUUGUUAAAGUGUGUUUGUUUGAGUUAAAAUUUAGAUAUUUCAUUAAUUUAGAUAGAAUUUUGAAGGUUACUAAUGAGCAUUUUGAAAAUGUUCUUAGUCAGCAAAAGGCAUGGAGAGCAAUAUGGUUUUAAUAUAUCCAUGUUAUAGGAAAUAUCGGAAGAUGACCUUUUUCAUUCUAUAAGGUAUUGUGACUGUGAUUCUAAUUAAAUGAAAGGCCAUAUGAGUUACAGUAAAACCUGUGUAUAUUGAACAUUUUUUGCCAAGAAUAACAGUGUUCAGUGUUGGUAGGUGUUCAUUACAAAGAUGGUAAUUUACACAGAAGUCAGUAGAGUAUGUGCAGAGGAAUGGUGUCCACUAAAGAUUGGUGUUCACUUGAGAGAGGUGUUCACAAGACACAUUUUACUGUAUACUAUGCACUAUUAUUAGUGUUUAUUUACAAGUAU